AUGUUAAUGGGGCCCAUAUACGAAGUUAAACCCCAUACGCCGAGGAAGAGGUGGGAUCGACACGGCAUCCCGGUGGACAUCGAUCUUGAAGAUGACCGCGGUAUAUCGGCCGGGAGCUUGCAUCUAGACGUACCAGAAGAGUCGAUCUCGUACCCCUGCUACGCUCUGUUCCUGGAUCCCUCGAAAGCGCUAAUCCUGCGAACUAAUAAGCUGGAAGCUAAGCGGAAUGAAGACGGAACUAAAGACCUAAAUGUUCUCGUCUCUAAGCCAGUUCUGACGACCUCUGAUGUCAAUCGCAACAUAGCCGAGCAUCCGGAGAUGAAAACUUUUGUUUUCCAAGCCAUGCACCAAGUUGUUCGCAUCGGAAUAAAAAGUUUUAUCAAAGAGCCGACGAAGAAUAAAGACUAUUUUGAAAAUGAAGAUGAGAAGGAACCGGAGUUGUGGGACGAGGCAAAGCAGGGAAAGCUGACACUAGAUAAGAUCCUACAUGUCGAGGGAGACCAGUCGUGGGGGCUGGUUACAAAGGAUGAUCCCCAAAUAUGGGUAACAAUAGUGUAAUCAAUCAUAUUUGAAUUCUGCUAUAUAAUCCAAUCACAGAGGCUCAUUGGUUAAGCUUCCUAA
This is a messenger RNA of Daldinia decipiens, 621 nucleotides long. RefSeq lists its product as uncharacterized. Lineage: Eukaryota; Fungi; Ascomycota; Sordariomycetes; Xylariales; Hypoxylaceae. The record is from RefSeq and is a predicted model, not a curated record. The transcript is spliced from 2 exons. Bases 1 to 558 code for a protein of 185 amino acids.